AUGUGGUCUACGCUAGAGGCGUACAGUAAUGAAGCGCUUUUCUGCAAUUAUGAAUAUGAGGAGGAAGAAUGGAGCGACUGGUCACCAUGCAGUGUCACCUGUGGACACGGGAAUCAGAAGAGGAUUCGUUCGUGUGGCUACGCCUGCACUGCCACAGAGUCACGGACAUGCGACUUAGAGCGUUGUCCUGAUGACAUAGUUCCUGUGACCGAACUGGCUCCUCACGAGGUGGCAAACAGCUCAGAGCUUUUUGACACAGAUGUUGACAGCUGUGAGAAGUGGCUUAACUGCAAGAACGACUUCCUCCAGAAAUAUCUACACCAGGUCCUGACCGAAUUGCCUAACUGCCCUUGCAUCUACCCAUCCGAGGUGGUCUACAGUGCUGUCAACAUCUUCGAUAGGAAGUUGCAAAAGACCUAUCGCUGGCGAGAUGCCAGCGGACCCAAAGAGAGGCUGGACAUCUACAAACCGUCUGCGAGGUUCUGCGUUCGCUCGAUGCUCUCUUUCGACAGCACCACAUUGGCUGCACAGCACUGCUGUUACGACGAUCACAUGAAGCUCAUCACUCGAGGCAAGGGCGCCGGAGCACCCAACCUCAUCAGCACAGAGUUCUCCCCGGAACUUCAUUACAAAGUGGACGUGCUCCCGUGGAUCCUGUGUAAAGGAGACUGGAGCCGCUUUCAUUCGGUUCGGCCUCCCAAUAACGGUCUACAGUGUGUCGAGAACCCACAGGAAGACGUCUACAUGAAUGAACUGGAAGAGGCCAGGGAGUACUGAUCCAAGGAAAACUGGAUUUCAAAUAUUAUUGGCACUCCACCAGUCUUGAAGGCAAUAAAAGCCUCCUACUUUCUAAUUCGGCGGCAGUUCUACAGAUAUUGACUCUCAUUGGUCAAACUAUUUAGCUGACACUAAAUGGAGCUGUAGAGAGAGAUUCGUCUGAAGACUAAAGCUUAGAUACUGUCACUGUGUACAGCUCCACUGCAACUGGUCCAAAGUCUAGAUCUGGAUUGGAAGACCAUGAUGCAAUUUUCUCUGUUGUUUCUUCUUUGACGUUACGUGCGUGCUCCAAACAAAGUUCAGCGACAGUUCUUCAAUGGCAUUCUCUGGAACAAGUUCACUGUAUUUGCAUUGGAUGCAUGUUUGUUUUCCUUCAGCGUCCUCAAAGACUCUGAUCCACCAUUUAAGGAAUUCCAGUAAAGCUGCUAGAAUUUCGAGAUAUUCAAAAAUGCAACAGAAUGCUGAUUUUGUUGUCUUUAAGCCUGAAGCUCACUCCUGGCCUCGCUUCAACCCGUGCAAGAUCAGUCCAAACAAAUCAAACAAAAGCCACACAAUUCACAAACCAAUUCAACUCUUUAGAGCUUGUAUAAUGUUACGCCGAAUGUGUCAUUGGACAGAUAUUUAUGCAGGAUCAUUUGACCUAUCUUUUAGCACAUAACUGUCGCGGAACGACAUCGGGGAGUCUGAGAAACUUUAGGAAACCAUUUUUUGAACUUGCCUUUGAGAAGACGUCCCUUAGCAAUGGGAGGCUUGUUUUUUAAAAUCUGAGGUAUAAUUGGAUCCCAUUCUGUUUUCUUUUUUGCCUUUCAACACAACUCAGCUUUGUACUGAAUGCAAUAUGAGACAGCCGCCUAACACCAGUGUAGGGGGCUGUCAGAGCUCAGUUGAUGGAUUGAAGUCUUCCUCUAAAGGUGAGGUGAAGGUGACACUUUUUGUAAACGAACAUAUCUUUAAAUACAAUGGCUCUUUCAGUGUCUCUGUUCAUCCUUGAGUCCCGAUUAAAGCCUGGAGGCUCACAAGGGAUGUAGUUUGAAGGACCUAAGCCGCCCUUUUCAGCACAAGUGUUAUCGUGAUCUCUUUGUGAGAUGUUGACAUGGAAUGCUGGUGAUUUGAUUCCUAAAUUCCCAGUGACAGAUGACUGUUCCAUGUAGCAAUGAACACACCCACCUUGUGAUUUUAAGCACAGUUCUAUCAAAUCUGCUUUAUACUUUUUUCCUAGAAAAAUGAAUAAGAAUACAGUAUUUGCAUGGAUUACUGUUGAAGCUGUUACUAAAAGGUGCAUUGUUCAAAUCCCAGGAUGGAGACUGCAAGGUAAAGACUUCAAUGCUGUUGUCAUCAAGGGAUUUUUGAUACAAAACCAUUAUGCAAUUGCCGUUUUCGCUGUGAAUUGGAUCAAGCAAUAUUGUUGUGAUUUAAAACACCAAUUAUCAGUGCACUCGUCCAGAAGCUUGCACACGGUUCAUACUUGGUUCAUCUCAAGAUCUACAUUCCUGUAAAGUUUAGUUAUAACUCUAAACUUCUGAACUGAAAAAGAUUAUCUUCUGAAAAAGGUAAUCAUGGCUUGAAAAAUACAGAUAACACUAAACUCUGCAGAAAACUAAGCCAAGCACAUUAGCAUCACUUAUGAUCCCUGUCAGACCUGAGCAAAACCGUAAAGAUAUUUUCAUUGAGAUAACAGUAAAUGGCAACUAUGAAAACAUCAUUCAGUCCAGCUGUAAGAACUUUGGAAACAUUCAAAUACCCUGCUCUUUGUGGUGGUAUAUUUACUUCAAAUAUUACAGACAUAAUUUUUUUUGGUAUUUGUGGUAUUUGGUAUAAUUACAUUUUAGCAAAAGUCAAAAAACUUUGCAUACAAUUCACUGUAGUUUCCAGCUGAAAUGAACACUAGAGGCUGUAAUACACCAACAGCCUUUAUUCCUUUUAACCUUUCCUUUUAUUGAUUAAUAUUGACUUAACAUUGCCAUAUUCAUGUUCAUGGAAGUUUUAUGAAAUGUGCAAGAAGCAACGCAAUAUCAUUUUGCAGAAAUGUCGCUACAGGUAUGUAUUUCCAAUGGUUCUGACUAGUAAAUCAAGUAAAUCUCAAUGUCUGCAUGCCCAAGUUUUGACUUUGGCUUUGUGUCACAAUAUUAUAUUUUCAGUAAAUAAACUGAUGAAUGAGGGUAUUUUGAUUGGAAAGGGGAUCUUUGUCCCUUUUUUUUCUAAUUUGCAAUACUGUCUAUUGAAGUUUACGAAUAAUACACUAUUUUCUAGGUACAUUUGAUAGUAACAGUUCACCUUUCAGAGCUUCAAAUAGAAAGGCACUUUAUUUAAAUAUCAAUAAUGGAAUAUAUGUACUAUGUGUAUAUAAUCGUAUAUUGAAUUAAACUUGUAUAAUUUACUGAUUUAAAACAAAUUAUCUUAUUGUAAGAGGAUAAAUAACAAAUGCUGCAUUUUUCAAGAAUAUUGUAUUUAAUGUAAAAUUUUGGCAUGUCAUUUUUAACUUCAGAUUUAUCCUUGUACAGUAUUUAUUGCUUUUGAUUUUGUAACACAUUGUUAUUAAGUGGAUAAUCAAAUAAUUCUAUGCACUAUAUAAAUCUGAGUUUUCUGGUCUGUGAAAAGGAAAGUGCCAUACCACACACCGUUCUACUUCAAUAAUGUUUCUAAAGUCAUCUUUUGUUGUAUUAAACACUCUUUGGCCAGAUAUAAUAAAUGUAACUUUGAUAA
Molecule: messenger RNA, 3480 nt
Organism: Pimephales promelas (fathead minnow)
Lineage: Eukaryota; Metazoa; Chordata; Actinopteri; Cypriniformes; Leuciscidae
Source: RefSeq, a predicted model, not a curated record